AUGGCCAAUCCAAAUCGUGAAAGUGUCAGUACUCGAUUUUCUGAUAACUAUGACCUAAAGGAAGAACUGGGAAAAGGAGCAUUUUCAAUUGUGCGUCGGGCUGUGCAAAAGUCUACUGGUUACGAAUUUGCGGCUAAAAUAAUUAACACCAAAAAGCUUUCAGCUAGAGACUUUCAGAAGUUGGAAAGAGAAGCCCGAAUUUGUCGUAAGCUCCAGCAUCCUAAUAUCGUAAGACUUCAUGAUUCUAUUCAAGAAGAACAUUUUCACUACCUUGUGUUCGACUUAGUUACGGGUGGUGAAUUAUUUGAAGAUAUUGUAGCCAGAGAAUUCUACUCUGAAGCUGAUGCAUCUCAUUGUAUACAACAAAUUCUUGAAUCUGUUCACCACUGUCAUCACAAUGGAGUGGUACAUAGAGACUUGAAACCAGAAAAUUUGUUGUUAGCAAGUAAAGCUAAGGGAGCUGCAGUGAAAUUGGCUGACUUCGGAUUAGCCAUUGAAGUACAAGGCGAUCAACAAGCAUGGUUUGGCUUUGCUGGAACUCCAGGUUACUUAUCACCUGAAGUACUUAAAAAGGAACCCUAUGGGAAACCCGUCGAUAUUUGGGCGUGCGGAGUAAUUCUGUAUAUUUUGCUGGUUGGAUAUCCUCCAUUUUGGGACGAAGAUCAACAUCGCCUUUAUGGGCAAAUUAAAGCCGGCGCUUAUGAUUAUCCAUCUCCAGAAUGGGAUACAGUAACACCCGAAGCUAAAAGUCUAAUAAAUCAAAUGUUAACCGUUAAUCCAAGCAAGAGAAUUACAGCUUCUGAGGCUCUGAAACACCCAUGGAUCUGCCACCGCGAACGUGUUGCUUCUGUUAUGCACAGGCAAGAAACCGUGGACUGCUUGAAGAAAUUCAAUGCACGACGCAAACUGAAAGGUGCAAUAUUGACUACUAUGCUUGCCACUCGCAACUUCUCUGGAAAAUCUAUGGUAAAUAAGAAAGGAGAUGGAUCGCAAGUCAAAGAGUCAACCGAUAGUAGUACGACGUUGGAGGAUGAUGAUCUGGAUAAAGAUAAGAAGGGUGUUGAUAGGGCAUGUACUGUAAUAUCAAAAGAACAUGACGAAGAAGCUUUAACAAAAGCAGACUCAUUCGGCAAAGCUCGAGGAGAUAGUAACGCCUCGUUACGCCGCGCAGAGGUAAUUAAGCUUACCGAAGUCCUCAUAGAUGCUAUUAAUAACGGGGACUGUGAAACUUAUUCCAAGUUAUGUGAUCCGAAUGUUACAUCAUUUGACCCAGAUGCACUAGGAAAUUUAGUGGAAGGAGUUGAAUUUCAUAAAUUCUUCAUUUACAACACUCCGACUCACGUAAAAACCAAUACGACCAUUCUUAACCCUAGAGUGCAUCUCCUUGGAGACGACGUAGCCGUUAUAGCAUAUGUAUGCGUAACGCAAAGUGUGGAUGCCGAGGGACGACGAGCUACCCACCAGUCACAAGAAACACGUAUCUGGCACAAACGCCACAACAAGUGGACAGCAAUACAUUUCCAUCGCUCCUAA
Messenger RNA from Arctia plantaginis, 1533 nucleotides. The record is from the annotation of a GenBank genome assembly. NCBI's taxonomy places the organism in Eukaryota, Metazoa, Arthropoda, Insecta, Lepidoptera, Erebidae.